UUCUCUCUCUCUCUCUCUCUUCUCCUCUUACAUAAAUCCUUUUUACCUUCUCCCCCACCUGUGAUUACCAAACCUGAUUACUAGUGAGAAAUACAAAAGGAGAAGUGGUUAAGACACAGUACUUAACAGAAAGAGAAAGAGUGGGAGAUGCAGAAAGGGUCUCCUUCGUUGCUAGCGAUAGUGGAGUUGCUAAAGAAGAUAAAAAAUCUUGGUUAGAGAAAUUCACAUAUUUAUAUAUUUAUAGUAUUAGCAGAUAAAGAGAAAGGAGAGAGUGAGCAGAAAAGGGGUUAUUGUGUAGAGAAAGAGAUCAAAAAAGGAAGUGAAGAGAGAUGGUGGGCUCAGGAGCAUCAGAUAGGAGCAAAGAAGCGGUUGGGAUGAUGGCCCUUCAUGAGGCCCUCAGGGGUGUCUGUCUCAAUUCAGACUGGACUUACUCCGUCUUCUGGACCAUUCGACCUCGCCCGAGAAGUAGAGGUGGUAAUGGCUGCAAGGUUGGGGACGACAACGGCAGCUUGAUGUUGAUGUGGGAAGAUGGAUUUUGCCGGGGAAGAGUUGCAGAGUGUCUUGAAGAUAUAGAUGGGGAGGAUCCAGUCAGAAAGGCCUUCAGCAAAAUGUCCAUUCAGUUGUAUAACUAUGGAGAAGGGUUGAUGGGAAAGGUUGCUUCAGAUAAAUGUCAUAAAUGGGUUUUCAAAGAACCUUCUGAAUGUGAACCCAAUAUCUCUAACUACUGGCAGAGUUCUUUUGAUGCUCUUCCUCCUGAAUGGACUGAUCAGUUUAACUCAGGCAUUCAGACUAUAGCUGUGAUUCAAGCUGGCCAUGGCCUUCUACAAUUGGGUUCCUGCAAGAUUAUACCAGAAGACUUGCACUUUGUGCUGAGAAUGAGGCAUACCUUUGAAUCUCUUGGUUAUCAGUCUGGUUAUUACCUGUCCCAGCUCUUCUCUGCUAAUAGGAAUACUUCCCCUUCUGCUCCUUCAAAGCAAUCCCUUGCUCCAAGCCGUCCCCCGGCUCCCAUCUUUAACUGGAGCCAAAGGUCACUCCCUUCUGCCACUUCUGGAGUUGCUUCUCCCAAUUUCCAGAACUCUUCCCGACUUGGAUUGCCACAGACUAAAGAUGAAACCCAUCUGUUUCUCCUUCCACAUUCAUCUGAAACCCAAAUGGAAGACAUGAACAUGAUGGCUGAUCAUGAAUCUGAUAUUAAGUGGCCAAAUGGACUAUCCUUCUUCAAUGCUCUCACGGGACGAGCUGAUGAUGCGAAGCUUCUCUUUGGCGAGGGCCUAGGAAACAAGCCAAAUCAACAACAUCAACAACUUGUUCUAGGGGAAACUUCAUAUUUACAGAAUCAGCAUUGGAGCAGAAGUGAUAACACAGGUGUUACGAAUCCCAGUGAAUACUUGAGCUUGGAGAGCCAUUCAAACAAUGUAAGGAAGAUGGAAAAGUUUAAGAGGAGCUUCACUUUGCCUGCAAGAAUGGCAUCAUCUUCUUCUUCCACUUCUCUUGAUCAACACUCACAUAAUCCAGUGGACUACAGCAGGAGCUCUGAAGCAGGAAUUUACUCUGAUAUAAUGGACACCUUCUUAGAAUGAUUUUAGAUUUGUUUUGUAUGAAGGACAGGAGUAAGAGGUUGUACUUGACAGUGAAUUUGGCUCUUUUCUACUGGUCAUGUUCCUCUUACUUGUUUUGAUGCCCA
Macadamia integrifolia is the source of this 1684-nucleotide messenger RNA. RefSeq names its product protein RICE SALT SENSITIVE 3. The transcript has 8 exons. The record is from RefSeq and is a predicted model, not a curated record. Bases 330 to 1580 code for a protein of 416 amino acids. Lineage: Eukaryota; Viridiplantae; Streptophyta; Magnoliopsida; Proteales; Proteaceae.